Messenger RNA from Closterium sp. Naga37s-1, 2286 nucleotides. NCBI's taxonomy places the organism in Eukaryota, Viridiplantae, Streptophyta, Zygnematophyceae, Desmidiales, Closteriaceae. The record is from the annotation of a GenBank genome assembly.
AUGGCGCGGCCGUGUCUCUUACUGAUGGCGCUCGUCGUCGCUGUCAUCGCUGUUACCAAUGUCGCCUGCGUUCGCGGCGAGCCUUCUGCGCACGUGCUCGAUUCAGGCGAAGGGUCGCAGACGGUGAACGCCGUUUCGUCGAAGGAAACGCUCUUCAGACGGCGGCUUCUUCAAGCCAAGGUGGUCUGCCGCGCGCGCGCUACCCUGUCGGAUCUCCUCUUCUCUUCCCCAAUACCUCUAAUUCAUCCAGCGCCUUCGUCGCAAGCAGCAGCUGGACGACGGUCCGGGAAGCGCAUUGGCGGAAGAAGCCCCGCGGAAGGCCAAGAAGCGCGCUGGGGGCGCUGCAGCGGCCGCGGAGGGGUGAGCCGAUUGGGAAGAAGGGAGGGGGGGUGGGGGGCCAGGCCGGGGGAGGUGGACGUUGGGGAAAAAGGGCGAGGGAAGCGGGAUGGUGUUCUGGUUGGGCGAAGAGGGUGUACGGAGGGGUGGGGAGGGGUGCUUGGGAAACAACGCCUCUGCCCCUUUGUUCCGCCUGCAAUGCAGCAUCCCCAUCGCAUCCCCGUCGCAUCCCCCAUUCACCCUCUCACCCGCCUUUCCCUUUUCCCCCGCUACCCGUUCCCUCCUCCCCCCCCGAACCCUCUUCUCCCUCCCCGCGCCUCUCCCCGUGCGUCCCCCUUUUUCAGAGCCGCGCAGCCCCAGCCACAGCUGGACACGAUACCCACGCAGCUGCCCGCGCAGAUCCCCGAGACCCCCCCCAACACCGCCACGCUUCUCGACCCCGUCCCCAUUGACGUCCCCUCCGCGUCCGACCAGCCGUCCCUCUCCACCUCCUCCGCGCUUUCCGCGUCCCCUGGCGUCCCCGCGGACUCCCCCGCGGACGAGCUCGCGGGGCUGACCCAGCGCGUGGCCAAGAGCGUGAGGGACGUGCGGGGGUACGCGAAGCUCAAUGUGUCCACUGCGACCGUGCAGCAGGUGUGCGAGAUGGUGGACCACAGCCUGGCGCCAUGGACGCGCAUCCCCCAGAUCCGUGAUGGCAUGGGCGCUGCUGGCAUGGUGGCGCCCAGCCUUAUCAAGACCAUCAGCCAGCGCCCACGGUUCUUGUCAUGCGCAGGCCACGUGAGGGUGGUGGACGGGUCAGUCUAUUUCCGGCUGGGCGGAUUCAUCACCGUCCCCUACCGCGUCAGGCGCUUCCUGCAGGCCGUGCAGAUGAUCCAGCGAGCAGUAGACUUUUACAACCUGGCAGCCGUGCGGGCGGAGUUCUUUGUUAACACGUGCGACCUGCCCAUCAGCUACGACAGCGACGUGGGUGGCAGCCGCCCGGUGGGGUUCCCCUUCUUCAGCACGCGCGUGGUCCCCGGCUCCGUGGACGUGGCCAUCCCGGACCCCCUCGACCUGCCCGAUAACAUGGACCUACCUGAGAACGUUGAGGUGCCCUGGGAGGAGAAGGAGAACCGCGCUGUGUUCCGCGGGACAGCCAGCAGCUUCCCGUUUGAGGACUCGCAGAACUGGCGCGCACACCCCCUGAUUCGCCUGCACAGGAUGGCGGAAGCGCGCCCAGACCUGCUGGAUGUGAAGCUGAUAGGGUGGAGCCGUGACAUCGAUGGGGACGUGCGCAAGAGGAUGGAGGCGGAUGGAGUGGCCAUGGUGGGUCGCCCCACGCUCUCCGCCGACCCACCAAUGAGCAAGUUCAAGUACCAGAUCGUCUCAGGCCUGCCCUCCUCCCACCAGACCUGUGCCAUCCUCGCGCGGGGCGAGCAGGUGGCCAUCAGGCAGGCCUCGCCCUACGCAGAGUUCUUCACGCCGCUCUUAAAGCCCUACGUGAACUUCAUCCCGGCGAACCGGCAUUUUGACAACCUGAUUGAGAAGCUGCGGUGGGCACAGAGCCACGACAACCACGUUCACCACAUGGUGGCCGCGGGCAAACGGGCAGCCAAGUGGGCAUGCACGCGUAGCGGGCACACGCUCUACUGGGCCAUCCUCCUUAUAAAGUACUCCAAGAAUGCGCUACAAGACCCCUCUACAAUCAAGGCCCCGGUCAAGACUCUCUGCCAGGACCCCCUCGAUCCCGCCCUCCUGGAAAUGGCAGGCCUUGCUGCUCCAUCCUCCCCCUCCUCUCCCGCACUCUCUCUCCCAGACUCCUGGCCCCCUGUUUGCUCCCGUGACAAUAUUGACCGCAGCGCUCAGCCCAAGUGUGUCUAUUACUGCCAGAAGGGGGUUAUUCCCGGUAAGAGCUUUGUCUGGGUGUCGGCAGAAGCCCUCAAGGCUGGUGGUGGGGCGCAGUCAGCGUAG